Sitodiplosis mosellana (orange wheat blossom midge) is the source of this 1917-nucleotide messenger RNA. RefSeq names its product T-complex protein 1 subunit delta (gene CCT4). Gene Ontology annotation, biological process: protein folding. Lineage: Eukaryota; Metazoa; Arthropoda; Insecta; Diptera; Cecidomyiidae. The record is from RefSeq and is a predicted model, not a curated record. The coding region runs from base 98 to 1699 and encodes 533 amino acids. The transcript is spliced from 5 exons. Gene Ontology annotation, molecular function: ATP binding; ATP hydrolysis activity; ATP-dependent protein folding chaperone. Gene Ontology annotation, cellular component: chaperonin-containing T-complex.
CCUAAUGCGAGCUGUCAAUCAAAACUUCAAACCAAUUCAGUGCUUUGGCUCAAUACCGCAACAGUGAUUCAUUCAUAUUUCACAUCAAUAAGGAACGAUGGCUCCAAAAGGUGGUUUAGUUAAGGUAAAACCCGUCGGUCAGGCCUAUAAAGACAAAAGCAAACCGGCUGAUGUUCGUAGCAGCAACAUCAAUGCAGCAAAAGCUGUUUCCGAUGCCAUCCGUACGAGUUUGGGUCCUCGAGGCAUGGACAAAAUGAUCCAAGCCGGAAAUGGUGAAGUCACAAUUACAAACGAUGGUGCCACAAUUCUGAAGCAAAUGAAUGUGAUUCAUCCAGCUGCAAAAAUGUUGGUCGAAUUGUCACGUGCGCAAGAUGUUGAGGCUGGUGAUGGUACCACAUCGGUUGUCGUUAUUGCAGGAGCAUUGCUUGAAGCUGCUGAUCGUUUACUUCAAAAAGGUAUUCAUCCAACCGCAAUCUCAGACGCCUUCCAACGCUGCAGUACGAAAGCUGUUGAGAUUCUCACGGCAAUGUCAAAGCCCGUCGAGCUAUCAGAUCGUGAUAGUUUGAUCAAAAGUGCAUCUACCUCACUUAGCUCGAAAGUUGUGUCACAACAGGGCAGCAUAUUGGCUCCAUUGGCCGUCGAUGCGGUGUUAAAAGUCACGGAACCGGGUCAAGAGGAACGCGUUGACUUGAAAAACAUCAAAGUCAUCCGUAGUUUGGGUGGUACCAUCGAAGAUACUGAAUUGAUCGAUGGUUUGGUGUUCACAGAACGAACGGCCGGUGUGAAUGGACCGAAACGCUUGGAAAAGGUGAAAAUCGGUUUGAUUCAAUUCUGUAUUUCACCACCAAAGACUGACAUGGACCAUAAUGUCAUUGUGUCAGACUAUGCCGCCAUGGAUCGUGUAUUGAAAGAAGAACGUGCCUACAUUUUGAACAUUGUCAAACAAAUCAAAAAAGCUGGCUGCAACGUUCUAUUAGUACAGAAAUCGAUCUUGCGCGACGCCGUCUCCGAUUUGGCCAUUCAUUUCUUGGACAAAAUCAAAGUUAUGGUUGUCAAAGACAUUGAACGUGAUCAAAUUGAAUUCGUAUGCAAAACACUUGGAUGCCGACCAAUCGCAUCGCUCGAUCAUUUUGUAGCCGAAAAUUUGGUGACAGCCGAUUUGGCUGAGGAGGUUGCUAGCGGAACGAACAAAUUUGUCAAGAUCACCGGUAUUCAAAAUCAAGGACGUACCGUUUCAGUCAUCGUACGUGGAUCAAACAAAUUGGUUUUGGAAGAAGCAGAACGAUCAAUUCACGACGCUUUGUGCGUUGUUCGAUGCUUAGUUAAGAGAAAGGCAUUGAUUGCUGGUGGUGGAGCACCCGAGAUCGAAUUGGCUUUGCAAUUGGCCGCUUAUUCAAACACAUUGGAAGGUGUCGACGCCUACUGUUUCCGUGCAUUUGCCGAAGCAUUGGAAGUGAUUCCAUCGACAUUGGCCGAAAAUGCGGGUCUCAAUCCAAUCACCACGGUGACUGAAUUGAGAAAUCGUCACGCACAAGGCGAGAUCAAUACUGGCAUCAAUGUACGUAAGGGAUCAAUCACCGAUAUUUUAACCGAAAAUGUCGUGCAACCGCUUCUCGUCUCCGUAUCUGCGAUCACAUUAGCUUCAGAAACCGUUCGAUCAAUUUUGAAAAUUGAUGAUAUUGUCAACACAAUCCAGUAAAUGAAAGAAUAACAUCCUCUACCACAUCAUAACCGUUCACAACAAUUUCUCAGUUUACCAGUACACUACAUUUAACUAUUUUUUCAUACGUACAUCGAUCGAUUCUUGAUUGUGACAUCGAUGUUUAUGCACUCACUAUCAGUUCUGUUAACAGCAUUAGCGUUAAUUUGAUUAAAAAGGCAAAUAAAAAACGUGCUUAUUAACCAAAAUCUAGAAAA